CAAAUCCCGUCUUGCAUCAGGAGAGCGAGAGGUGAGUUUACGGCAUUGCUUAAUAUUUCCCACCCUCAGGCAGAACUAGUGACGCUUCUCUCUCGCAAUACAACCAGGACAAGAAAUAAACUAGUUGCAAGCCAACAACAAAAACAAAGUAGAGACGGUGCUAAUAGUUUGGUUGCAUUGGUGAAUUGUAGCGAUUCAGUGAGCGUUGCUUGCAGGUUGUUUGCUCCGCCCUCGGUUACCCCGGAAGCCGAGAUUCGAAUGUUGGCCCGCGAGAUUCGAAUGUUGCCCGGGGCCCGGGAACGUUCUGCGGCGAGAGCGAGCGGCGGCGGCGGCGCCAUGGUGUUGGAGCGCGGGGUUCCUGAUCUCCAAGAAAAAAUUGACUUCGAAACUCGGAUGCGGGAAGGAGCCUGCAAACUUCUUGCUGCUUCCACUCAGCGGGAUCAGGUGCUGCAUGCUGCUAAAAGCCUGCUGACAUGCAAUGCCCGCCUCAUCCGUUACAGAGCCGAGUUACAGAAGCAUUCAGAGGAUCAGAUCCUGGCCAAAGUGUCAAGGAGGUCUUCAAAGGCUGAGACAAAGGACCAUAUGCCGUGUUCUGGAAAAAUUGCAAUAUCUGAUAUUCGAAUUCCAUUAAUGUGGAAAGACACCGAUCACUUUAACGACCGAGGCAGGAGCCAGCGCUUUGCCGUCUUUUGCCUGCUGAAGGUUGAAGCCCAGAUUUUUGAGACAGAGAUGGUCAUCGUCGAUAAGGCUCUCACUGACAUCUGCUUUGAGGAUUUGAUAAUUUUCAAUGAUGUGAAGCCAAAUUUUGAGUUGAAGUUGGAGCUGUACAGCUGCUGCAUGGACGAAGUGUCUUCCAUUACCAACACUCCGAAGAGAUUAGCCAGAAAACUCAGUAGCUCUCUCACCAGGUCAAGUCGAAAGAAGCUCUUGACCGCACUGGAGAGUGGAGACCAUGGCUCCCUUCUGCUGACCAACCCAGUAGCAGCAGGUGCCAAAUAUCAUUUGCUUGCAGAAACCACAUUAAAUCUUGACGAUGUUGAAACUGGCUUUCGAACUCACAGCCUCACCAUCAUUGGAAAUGAAGAAGCUUCCUUCUGGCUACCCUUGUAUGGGCACGUAUGCAGUCGAUUAGUUGCUCAGCCCGAGUGCAUGACAAAGGAUAUGAUGUCUGGAUACCUGAAUCAACAGCAAAAUGUAGGCGGUCUCCCCAACUGGACAAGGUUGUACUGUGUCCUGAAGCGAGGCUACCUCACAGCGUAUUACUCUCCAGAAGAAAUCGAGGCACAAAUGGAUCCUGCACUAAACAUCGCCAUUGAUAAGGAGACCAGAAUCCGGACCCUGGGGAAAGAUUUGAAGAAAAGAACAUGCAGUUUUUCCCUUAUCAACCCCUACAGCGGGGAGACAACCAGCCGUGUGUUUGCUGCAGAUUCUGAGGGCGAUCUACAACUGUGGAUGGAGGCGUUCUGGCAGCACUUCUGUGAUUUGAGCCAGUGGAAGCAUUGUUGCAAAGAGCUUAUGAAAAUUGAGAUUAUGUCACCACGGAAACCACCUUUAUUCCUCACAAAACAAGCAACUUCAGUCUACCAUGAUAUGAACAUAGAGUCUCCAGUGAAGGACGAGGGUCUAAUGGACAUUAUCCGGGGCAAAAUCCAGGAGACGGAAGGGGAGUUCCUGCUCGGUCACGGAGAGGAGGCUCAUCCCCCACGAUGGGCAGCUCUCUUUGAGGGCAGUCACGAGGUGGUCUUCCAGAAGAGCAGACUGUCACCGCACGGUCCAAGCCCUCUGACCCCGACGUCUCCAGGGAGGGCCAAGAAGCGGCCCGCCCCUCCUCCGCCAGCGGGAAAGCAGCCGUACCGGUCGAUAAAUUCCGACCCGGAUCAGACCCGGAAAACCCCACCAUCUUCCGGCAGCGAGUCCAAACUGCGCCGUCCCCCUCCGUUGCCCCCCCUGUUGUCGGAGCUGCACAGUGCGAUCCCAGGUGAGGACGUCGUCCAGGCAACAGCCACCUUGCCGCCCGCCAGGCCGGUGCCCAUCCCCCGUCAGAAGUCCUCCCUCGGGGCCAAGCUUGAUCCCAGAACCCGGAUUCCAUCAGAAGUAUAGGUCGUCUUUGACGUGGACACACAGUACAUAGACACUGCGAAGAAUGUCAAUUGUUCUUCAGUUUGAACAUUGUUUGUUUUGAAUUUCCUCGAUCCACCUAAAUGUUUUGCAUUAAUUUGUCACUUAUACAGACCAGCCUCAAUUAUUGGUUCAUUCCUUGAAUAUUUCUCUCAGAAUCCCAAGUCCUAUAAUGUUUGGGACAAAGACCCAUCAUUUAUUCAUUUGCCUCUGUACUCCACUAUUUUAGAUUUGUAAUAGAAAAAAAAAAUCACAUGUAGUUAAAGUGCACACUGUCAGAUUUUAAUAUAGACCAUUUUUAUACAUUUUAGAUUCUUUAUGUAGAAAUUACAGCAGUGUUUAUACAUCGUCCCCCCAUUUCUGGGCACCAUAAUGUUUGGGACACAGUGCUGUCAUGUAAAUGAAACGAGUCAUGUUUAGUAUUUUGUUGCAUAUCCUUUACAUGCAAAGUCUGCGAUUCAUGGACAUCACCAGUUGCUGGGUGUCUUCUCUGGUGAUGCUCUGCCAGGCCUGUAUUGCAGCCAUCUUUAGCUUAUGCUUGUCUUGGGGACCAGUCCCCUUCCAUUUUCUCUUCAGCAUAGAAAAGACAUGCUUAAUUGAGUUCAUAUCGGGUGAUUGAUUUGGCCACUCAAGAAUUGAGCAUUUUUUGGCUUUGACAAACUCCUUUGUUGCUUUAGCAGUAUGUUUGGGAUCACUGUCUUGCUGUAGAAUGAACUGCCAGCCAAUGAGUUUUGAGGCAUGUGUUGGAACUUGAGCAGAUAGGAUGUGUCUAUACACUUCAUUAUGCUACAUGUUUUCUACAUGGUGAAACCAAAAUGUAUAAAAAUGUCCUUUAAUAAAAUCUGACAAUGUGCACUUUAACCACGUGGGGUUUUUUUCUAUUACAGAUCGCAAAUUGUAGAGGGCAGAGGCAAAUAAAUAAAUGAUGGGUCUUUGUCCCAAACAUUAUGGAGGGCACGGUAUAUUUUUAAUAAAGUUACAUGAUGCUGGAGUUACUCAGCGGGUCAGGCAGCAUCUGUGGAGGACAUGACGAAUAGGUAACAUUUGGGUUAGGACCCUUCUUCAGUCUGUCCUGAAACGUCACCUCUCCAUGUUCUCAGAGAUGCUGCCUGACCCACCGUGUUACUCCAGUACUUUGUUUGAAAAAAAUAUAUAAAUCAGCAUCUGCAAUUCCUUAUGUCCCUAUAUUUUCAAAACCUUGUCUGUGCAAUUUGUAGAAACCCCAGCAGUCUACCCACACCCACAACUAAAAUAAUUCCACAUUAGGAAAUUUUUCUCCACUGUUUUUCCCUCAUUUUCAUGUACACAAGAACUACGUUUCAGUGAAAAUUGAAAUUCAAGUAUAGCAAAAGGAGGAACUUUAAAAUACAGGCCUUACUUAUACGAACACCUGACUUAUAGACACCCCUGUAUAGCAGCAGGCUCUCUUAAUGUUAAAUUCGGAAGUUUGAUGUACAUACAUACGUUCCUUCCUACAAACAGAAGAACUAAUUUCCUUUCCCUGUCCACAUUCACAAUUAAUCUUUCUUCUCAUCCUCUGUACUUUUGAUCCGAUUCAUUGCAAAACUGUGGGGAGUCUGGUUACCAGAUUGAGUGACUUUUGUGUAUUUUCCAACUGAUCAGACAAAAUCGACUCAUGGACGCCAUUGAAAGCGGAAGGCGUUCGUAACGCAGGGACGGUCUGUCCUUGUUUUGUUCAUUAAUGUAUCUGUGCUGAUAGUGAAGAAUGUGUUGCAGUGAGAGGAAUAUCAGAAGUUUUGUUAACAUAUUUUAAAAGCUUAAAAAAAAACAAGGUGCUGUGUUUGUUUGGUUGCCCAGCAUCUACUGUUCCACUUGUCCCCAGCUCUUUGCAGCAGCAGGCAGCUCUUGGAAAUCCCAUAUUUCUCGAAUGUGCUUUCCCUUGAUGGACACUGUUAAAAAUAAAGUGACCCUGAUGCUGGGCUGAUAUUUUGACUGGGAUUGUUAACUGAAAAAUUAACUGAAAAUUGCAAAAUGAGCCAAUUCCACGUGAUCACCGCCAAUUCGAUUUCCAAUUGGUCAAGGCUCUACGAUUUUGUAAAAAAAAAAAAAGUCCUGCAUUUAUUUAUUAGGUGUCAUUCUUGUCUCUGAUCAUAUUUUUUAAAAUGUUGGCCUCGUUGCAAUGCAGCCGCCAGUUUCAGCACAAGGUCCCACUUAUAACAACGUGACAACUAGUAGAUAAAGUAUUUUAGGGAUGAAUAUUGAAUGCGUCAGUGAAUGCUGGAAAGAAUUCCUCGUGACACUGUUAUGAAGAACAGGGGCAAUACAGUGGUGCAGCUGGUAGAGCUGCUGCCUCACAGUGCCAGAGACCCAGGUUUGAUUCUACCUUGGGUGUUGACUGUGUGGAGUUUGCACGUUCUCCCUGUAACCACAUAGAUUUCCGCCAGGUGCUCCGUUUCCCACAUUUCAAAGACGUGCGGGUUUGUAGGUUAAUUGGCCCUAGUGUGCAGGCAGUGGAUGUGAAAGUGGGAUAACAUAAAGCUAGUUUGAACGGGUGAGCAAUGGUUGGCAUGGACUCAGUGUGUCAAAGGGCCUAUUUCUAUACAUCAUCUUUCUAAUGUAGCAAGGGCCAUGGUUGGAUCUUAUCUGCAGUUUGUAUUGACAGAAUCUAAUUCAUCACACUUCUUUGUUCUCUGGGUGUCUUCCUCUACCUGUACUUACCAAACCUGAUUGAUACUUGGCUGAAAACCCAGUUCCAAAGGCAGGUUUUACAGUUAUCUGGAGUUCAAUGAUUGAUGACGUUGAAACUGUACAUCAUUUAAGGUGUUGGAAGAGAUCUGGGGGAUUUUGCCCGGGUGAUACAGGGCAAGGACAGGAUUCUCAGCUGCAGGAGCUUACUUGUAAAUUGUCCUCGUCUCAUUAGGCUACAAGUCCAACCAGUGUUAAUUGUCCAGUUCAUUUGUGCAGUCGUUCCUUGCUGGCUGAUGGCAAGCUUUUGGAAACUUUGGAAUUAAAUGAUUUGGAGCUGGUACUGGAGAAUGAUGGUAAAGUAAAUAUUACCCUGAUCUUAUUGAAUGGCAUAGCAGGCACGAGGGGCCAAAUGAAUGGCUUCUGCUAUUUUUUUUUGUUUUGUUUUAUUUGACUGAUCCUAUUAUUCCAGUCAGAUGCUUGUACAGCCGAGAUCGAGCUAGGCUGUCUUUGGACUAGGGAGGAAUAUCUGUGUUUCCUUUCUUGGCAACCCAGUGUAAAACCAAAUAUCCUUCCCUAAUCCAGAGGUACACUGGGACAAUUCUCCUUAAAUGUGCUAAGUCGCACUUAUUUGCUACUUAACUGUCCACCUCUCCUCUAAGUUAAAUCUCCCAGCGUGUGCUACAAAUCAGAAUUUAGAAUCAGAAUGUUUUUGUACAUCUUUAGAGAUUCUAACAGUAAUUUUAUCCAUUUACUAACGUUUACUAUUUUUGGAUUAAAAUAGUUUGAAGCCUUGUUGUAUUUUUGAUGCGAUAUGGGACCUAGAAAAUAGGUUCCUAUUUAUAACUGUGGAAUGUAGAUUAAUAUUAUAAAGAAAUAAUGAGCCACAUUAAUCUCUAACUGUGCAGCUACCGGUGCCCGCUAUUUGACUUUCCUUUGUAUCCCUCUGUUCAAAAAGCCCUUACCUGCAGAAUUGGUGCUAAUAUGAGCGGCAGAACGAGGCAACCUCUCCUUAACCUGCGAGUAGAGUUGCAAAAUAAACUGCACCGUCUGGAUUGUAGGGGGUAAAUUAAAUGUCAUCGGUUGCAGGAAGAGAAAUGGAGAGAGGGAAAGGAAGGUUGGCCUGGGAGAGAAAUACAAGGAACAAGACAAAUUUGCUUUUAAACUUUUAAGAGUGGAGCAUUUUUUUUAAUUGUCGACAAAAAAAAUCAAAUCUGAAUGGAAUGACGCUUAUGAUAGAUAAUUUUUAAUAUCAGAUGAAUUAAUGGCAGUAAUUUAUAAUUAUAGCCUUGCUAGAAGAUCAAUGGUUAAUCUAGUCUCAUUAGGUGUUUAUCAUUGAUGAGGCAGACAGCAAGAUGCUGUUUUUACUGAGCUAGUGACAGAACAGUGCAAUUUGGAUAGAAACAUUGGGGUGUUGGCAUUUAACCAAACAUCAGUGAUUGCCUGGAGGUGCUGUAGCAUUUACAUUUGAUUAAUCACCAACAUCAUUAGCUCCAUUGUUAUUUUGACAAAGUGGGCAAUAGUGUUGAAAAGUAUAUGAACUGCGAGAGUACAUGCUAUGGUUAAAUGACUAGCAGAAAAUGUAGCUGUCAGGAAAUUGAGAUUAAAUUAAAUAUGAUUCAGUAGUUUUUUGAUGUUUAAGUGUUUCCUACUGUAUCCUUAGAAACAUUGUAAGCAAUGAUUUAACACUAAUACUACCAGUUUCCUUUCUCUCUAUGGCUUUCAAAAUUAAAUGUCAUCCCUGAU
Molecule: messenger RNA, 6510 nt
Organism: Leucoraja erinaceus (little skate)
Lineage: Eukaryota; Metazoa; Chordata; Chondrichthyes; Rajiformes; Rajidae
Product: rhotekin-2-like
Exons: 12
Coding region: 259-2100 (613 amino acids)
Biological process (GO): signal transduction; positive regulation of cell population proliferation; hemopoiesis
Source: RefSeq, a predicted model, not a curated record